Molecule: messenger RNA, 729 nt
Organism: Saccharomyces cerevisiae S288C
Lineage: Eukaryota; Fungi; Ascomycota; Saccharomycetes; Saccharomycetales; Saccharomycetaceae
Gene: HAP5
Product: Hap5p
Exons: 1
Coding region: 1-729 (242 amino acids)
Cellular component (GO): nucleus
Molecular function (GO): protein heterodimerization activity; DNA binding
Source: RefSeq, marked reviewed
AUGACUGAUAGGAAUUUCUCACCACAACAAGGACAAGGACCUCAAGAAUCGCUCCCGGAGGGACCGCAACCCAGUACGAUGAUUCAGAGAGAGGAAAUGAAUAUGCCAAGGCAAUAUUCAGAACAGCAACAACUGCAAGAAAACGAAGGGGAAGGGGAAAAUACGAGGCUACCUGUUUCUGAGGAAGAGUUCCGGAUGGUACAGGAGUUGCAAGCUAUCCAGGCGGGCCAUGACCAAGCUAAUCUACCGCCAAGUGGUCGAGGAUCGCUUGAAGGCGAAGAUAAUGGAAACAGCGACGGCGCAGACGGAGAAAUGGACGAGGACGAUGAAGAGUAUGAUGUGUUUAGGAACGUUGGUCAGGGAUUGGUGGGCCACUACAAGGAGAUAAUGAUCCGUUAUUGGCAAGAAUUAAUCAACGAGAUCGAGUCUACGAAUGAACCUGGUUCCGAGCAUCAAGAUGACUUCAAAUCACAUUCCUUACCAUUUGCGAGAAUCCGCAAGGUCAUGAAGACGGAUGAAGAUGUCAAGAUGAUUAGUGCAGAGGCCCCCAUCAUUUUCGCCAAAGCCUGUGAGAUCUUUAUUACAGAACUGACUAUGAGAGCUUGGUGCGUGGCAGAAAGGAAUAAAAGACGAACUUUGCAGAAGGCAGAUAUCGCAGAGGCCCUGCAAAAGAGUGACAUGUUUGACUUUCUCAUCGAUGUUGUGCCUAGAAGACCUCUUCCACAAUGA